This is a messenger RNA of Huiozyma naganishii CBS 8797, 1707 nucleotides long. It is a transcript of the gene SMI1, whose product is annotated as Smi1p. The record is from RefSeq and is a predicted model, not a curated record. Bases 1 to 1707 code for a protein of 568 amino acids. NCBI's taxonomy places the organism in Eukaryota, Fungi, Ascomycota, Saccharomycetes, Saccharomycetales, Saccharomycetaceae. Gene Ontology annotation, cellular component: mating projection tip. The transcript has a single exon. Gene Ontology annotation, biological process: cell wall biogenesis; regulation of fungal-type cell wall biogenesis.
AUGCAGGGUUUCAAAAGAAAGUUCAAGGAGUGGGUUUACUCAUUCAGCACUGAGGAUCACUACGCGGAGUAUGAUCCGAACGAGGAACCGAGUUUCAAUAUGAGGCAGCGUACUGGCCCACCCGGCGGGGUCAAUCCGUCGUCGAUGAAUUUGACAGGUGGAGCUGCUGCGGAGGGGGACGAGGAGAUGCAUGUGGGGAUGUCUGGUAUUGCGGACUCGAUCAACAUCGAUGCUUUGGAGGGGAACGAAGGUGUUUCGGACGUGUUGCUUGCAUGGAGACACAUUGAUGCUUGGUCUGAGAAACAUAACCCAGAUUUGAACGCUACAUUGGGAGAUCCAGUGACGAACAACGAUAUUUUGCACGCCGAGGAAGAUCUAGAGAUUUCGUUACCACCGAGCGUGAAAGUUUCAAUGAGGAUCCAUGACGGUCAAGAGGACUUAGAAUCAAUGACGGGCACAUCCGGGCUUUUCUACGGUCUGCCGUUGAUGACGCUGGAUCAAGUGGUUGCCAUGACACAGGCCUGGAGGAAUGUCGCUUCAAACUUGAACAGACAGAGCCAGCAGAAUUCCGGUUCCGCUGAGGGGAAAUCCACUGAUCGCCAACCACAACAGCAACAGCAGCAGCAAAGAAGCCAAUUCAAGCUUCCCUUUAUCCCACCUCAAGGGUCUGUCCCACCAGACGCAGUCAUAAAUGUAUACGCUCAUCCUGCCUGGAUCCCCCUACUGACGGAUAACGCUGGUAACCAUAUCGGUGUCGAUCUGGCUCCUGGGCCCAAGGGCCACUACGGGCAAGUGAUCACGUUUGGGAGGGACUUUGACGUGAAGUACGUCGUGGGUGCCAACUGGGGGGAGUUUCUCUUAUCCUUUGCCAACGACCUGGAGGCAGGUAAUUGGUUUCUGAUCGAGGAGAGCGACGACUAUUUUGCCGGUGACGGUGAACUUGUAUUCAGAGACAAGAAAUCUAAUGGUCAAAUACAAGAUUACUUGGAGGUCUUGAAGAAAAGGGUGUUGUUGAAGAACAAAGACCUUUUGAAGACGGGCAACCAGCAAUCUACGCAAAAACAAGCGGCCCAGCAACAACAGGUACCACCUCCAGUCCCACCAAAAAAUGAACAAAUGGCAAAUGAACUUACCUUUGAUGACAGUGUAGCCACAGUGAAACAGACACAACCAAACGAAUUCAAGAGAGGCGACGCGGUCCCAACCACAGAAAAUGAGGAUGACCUGGACGCCAUUGUUACAGAUGACGAGGGUCAGGAGGAACACGAUAUAAUGGACGAGCCGAUUGAAGAACCAGCUGAAACCGCAGCACAUACGCCUGCUCAAGAACCUGAAACGUUACAAGCUUCGAUAGCCGAGCCGCAAGAAGAAAAGAGGCAAGAGGCACCGGAACAAGCCGCGGAAACUGCUAUCGACCAAGAUGCAGAAGCUGUUAAGCAGGCAACGGAAGAUGACACUGAAAAGACUGUGAACAACAGUGAAGAAGCAACGGAGACAACUCCAAUAGAACCAGAAGAGGAAGAAGCUGUGGAAUCAAAAGAAGAUGAAACUACCGAACCAGAACUGAACGAAAAUGCGAAACCAGAGAUUGAAGAGGAACCAAAGGCGGAAGAAACAGAGGAGAUAACUACACCAAAGGAGGACGUUGUUGCCGAAGAACCAGAAGUUAAAGAACUCAAAGAAGAGUUUGAAGCAGUGGCACUAUAA